GCUUCACGAUGCUCGCAGCCGCUCCAGAGUAGACCCAACCCGGCCACACAUCCACGAGUUCCCCAGCAGAGCCUCCCUGGACUCGUUUUCCCAGCAUGCCCGAGCAGAGUAAUGACUACAGCGUGGUGGUGUUUGGGGCGGGGGGAGUGGGGAAGAGUUCUCUGGUUCUGCGCUUCGUCAAAGGAACUUUCAGAGACACGUACAUCCCCACAGUGGAGGACACCUACAGACAGGUGAUCAGUUGUGAUAAGAGUGUGUGCACUCUUCAGAUCACAGACACUACGGGGAGUCACCAGUUCCCGGCGAUGCAGCGUCUGUCCAUCUCCAAAGGCCACGCCUUCGUCCUGGUUUACUCCAUCACGAGCCGCCAGUCCCUGGAGGAGCUGAAGCCCAUUUACCAGCAGAUCGUGUCGAUCAAAGGCAGUGUGGAGUCCAUUCCGAUUAUGCUGGUGGGGAACAAAAGUGAUGAGAUUUCUCAGCGUGAGGUGGAGCAGAAUCAGGGCGAGGCUCAGGCCAAACUGUGGAAAUGCGCCUUCAUGGAAACGUCGGCCAAAACCAACCACAACGUCACCGAACUGUUUCAGGAGCUGCUGUCGCUCGAGAAGAAGCGCGACAUGAGUCUGAGCAUCGACGGCAAACGCGGCGGCAAACAGACGCGCGCCGACAAACUGAAGGGCAAGUGCAGCGUCAUGUGAGAGGGACG
Molecule: messenger RNA, 703 nt
Organism: Periophthalmus magnuspinnatus
Lineage: Eukaryota; Metazoa; Chordata; Actinopteri; Gobiiformes; Gobiidae
Product: GTP-binding protein Di-Ras2-like
Exons: 4
Coding region: 96-695 (199 amino acids)
Biological process (GO): signal transduction
Cellular component (GO): plasma membrane
Molecular function (GO): GDP binding; GTPase activity; GTP binding
Source: RefSeq, a predicted model, not a curated record